UGAGCGCUUCCUUGUCAAGAUGGCGGCUCCCUUGACUCUACUUUUGAUUGUAGCUGUUACGAUCCGCGCGGCUCUGUACAGAUCCAGUCUAGCGGACUUAAUAUCGGAGCGGGUCGAAGUGGUAUCUCCGUUAACGGCCUGGAAGAGAGUUGUUGAAGGUUUGGCUCUGCUCGACCUCGGAGUGUCACCGUACUCUGGAGAUGUUUUCCACGAGACUCCUCUCAUCAUUUACCUUUUCCACUUUGUGGUCGACUACGCAGAGAUCACGUUCAUGUUAGCCGAUGUGAUCACUGCUGUGGCGCUCUACAUGGCAGUGAUGGACUACAACAAACAAGUGUUCAGGAAGCAGAAGUUUGCUCUGGAGGCGGACCGUUACCCCCACGACUGUCUGGAGCUCAUCAGGACUCCUAAAGAGAUGUACUACAUCCCUCUGAAGGUCGCCAUGUUCUACCUGUUGAACCCAUUCACCAUCCUGUCCUGCGUCGCCAAGUCAACCUGCGGCCUGAACAACGCCGUCAUCUCCCUCUUCAUUCUCUCCACGAUAAAAGGAAACGUCUUACUGAGCGCCGUGUUUCUGUCUUUGGCGACGUAUCAGUCCAUCUAUCCUCUGACUCUGUGCGCUCCGGCUCUGCUCUACCUCAUGCAGCGUCAGUACAUCCCGGUGAACUUCCGGCGAGCGAGUUUCUGGUGGUUCAUGGCUCAGUACGGCUUCAUGUACCUGGGCAGCCUCUCCGUCAUCGUCUGCCUCUCCUUCUUCCUGCUCGGCUCGUGGGACUACCUGCCGUCUGUCUACGGCUUCAUUCUCUCCGUGCCCGAUCUGACCCCAAACAUUGGCCUCUUCUGGUAUUUCUUCGCCGAGAUGUUCGAACACUUCCGCCUGUUCUUCCUCUGCGUAUUCCAGAUCAACGUCUUCUUCUACACCAUCCCGCUGUCCGUCAAACUCAAGGAGCACCCAGUGUUUCUGAUCUUCAUGCAGUUAGCCGUGAUCUCCAUCUUUAAGUCGUACCCCACAGUGGGAGACAUUGCGCUCUACAUGGCCUUCCUUCCUGUCUGGAGUCACCUGCACAGAUUCCUGAGGAACAUCUUCUUGGUGUCCUGCGUCCUGUUGGCGUGCUCCGCUCUGUUUCCCGUCCUCUGGCACCUCUGGAUCUACGCCGGCAGCGCCAACUCCAACUUCUACUACGCCAUCACGCUGCUCUUCAACGUGGCUCAGAUUCUGCUGGUGUCGGAUUAUUUCUACGCCUUCUUGAGGCGGGAGCAUCAUCUCACCUACGGACUGUACCUGAAGAGGAAAGACGGCUCAGAGGCCACGCUGGUCCUGAAAUAAAACGCCUGCUCUACCCCACACACACACACACACACACACAUACACACACACACACACACACACACACACACCUGUCUGACAGUCGGAGCAGAAACAAACAGCUGGAGGUCUGAUGUAUCCUCAAAGGGAUCAAACACAGACUGAGGAGGGUCAAAGACCUUCAGAGACACAUCGGGACGUGCGUAUCCGAUACGACGAUUUACGCAAACCGUGAGUCACAACACGACAGACACCUGCAGAGCCGGGACGCAGACAUGUGCUCUCGUUUUACGGGGAUUCUUUUGAAGCCUUUUUCCUCCUGACAGACUCUCUAGCAGACGUUGGCCUUGCUCACUGGAAAGCUCCGCCCCCUCACACACUUUCAUCAUGUUGUUUUAUGUUUGUGUUGAAGCUGAUUUAUAAAAGACGGGACUGAGAGGGAAGUCAUGUUUUAUGGUUCUUAUGGAAGCCUAAAGAUGCUUGUUUGUCUCACCAUUUCCUGCCGAGUUUUCAGUCUGAUCCUGAAUGGAGGAAUCCCAGAUUAUCUGUGUUUAAUCUCAGAUGAUGUUUAUAAACUCAGACAUCGUCCUGACGAGUGGAAGCUUCAGGUGCCUGAAAACACUCAAACACUGACAGAGACAACAGUGAAUGUGUUUAAAAAACUAACGUCCAGGAUGUGUGGAGAGGAAGAUAGUGAAAAAUUCUGAUACUUUUAGGUACUACAUGUUUUUCUCUAUGCUAAACUAAGCUAACUAGCUUCUUCCUGGGCUACAUAUUUAACAUAGAAACAUAAAGUGGUUUAAUCUUCUCAUCUUUGUUUCUGCUGUAAGGAGCAUAACUACCCAAAACUUUGACUUCAACUGGAAAACUAAUGAUUUAUAAUGUUUGGACCGAGCCAGGCUAGCUGUUUCUCCUGUUUCCAGUCUAUAUGCUAAGCUAAGCUAACUAGCUUCUUACUGGGCUACAUAUUUACCGUAGAAACAUAAAAAUGGUCUUCACCUUCUCGUCUUUCUUUUUGGUUGGACUGGAAAACAAACGAUGGAAUUUAUAAUAUUUAGACUGAGCCAAGCUAGCAGUUUGAUGCUAUAAUGUAUGCUAAGCUAAGAAGCUGCUGCAUGUACAUUCAAAUUUAACAUGAGAUAUCAGUCACCCAUUUGGAGACAUAUGUUUUUCCCAAAGACGGCCAAUGAACAAUGUGACACAAAAAGCAGCAAUAACACGUCCUGAUUCAACACUAACCAUGCUACAUGCUAACAGGAUACAGUUUUAGCUUUAGCCUAACAAGAAACCUCAACAUCCUUUUUUUGCUUUACAGUAAAUAUUAAAAUACAUAA
Messenger RNA from Labrus bergylta (ballan wrasse), 2640 nucleotides. RefSeq names its product phosphatidylinositol glycan anchor biosynthesis, class U (gene pigu). Gene Ontology annotation, biological process: attachment of GPI anchor to protein. Lineage: Eukaryota; Metazoa; Chordata; Actinopteri; Labriformes; Labridae. Gene Ontology annotation, cellular component: GPI-anchor transamidase complex; membrane. The record is from RefSeq and is a predicted model, not a curated record.